CCUUCGCUCUACCCAAAUACACCUCUCUCAUUCUUCUUCCCGUGAUCGUUCUAUACCUAAAGCAUCGUCGUAUCGUUCUUUCACAUUCCCAACUCAACUCGCCGAGUUCACCAAAAUCUCUCUCUCUCUCUCUCUCUCUCUCUCUCUCGUGGUCAUCGGAACAACUAAUCAUGCAAGUUGCAUCCACAGCUCGCCGACUCGCUAGACUUCUGCGACGUCCGCCGAUUCUUCUCUGCUCGGAUCACCGAUUCCAAUCGCCUCUCGUCGAAGCCCCUCACUCUUCUCUCCAAUGCCGCAAUCACACCACUCUCUGGUUCUCAGGGAUUGGUCAUGGCUCUUGCAUGACAUCAGCAUUGAAUGAUGCACAGUGCAUAUUGCAAAAUCGCUUGUGCUCAAUGAUGAAGAUGAUGGCGCCGAAGGUAUUGUACUCUACCGAGGCAAGUACGGUCAAAGGCUCUCCGACAGUGACUGUGAAGGAAUUGUAUGACAAAAUGCUUAAGUCUGUAGCAGAGCAGAGGUCCAUGCCUCCAAAUGCUUGGUUGUGGUCACUCAUUGAAAAUUGUGCCAACCACGAUGAUAUUAAGCUUCUAUUUGACAUUUUGAAACGCCUUCGUGUUUUUAGACUUUCGAAUCUUCGCAUUCAUGAAAAUUUUAAUUGCAAUCUUUGCAGAGAAAUUACUAAGACAUGUGCUCGAGUAGGGGCUAUUGACUUUGGUAAGAAGGCACUGUGGAAGCAUAAUGAGUACGGAUUGUCUCCUAGUAUUGGUUCUGCCCACCAUUUACUGUUGUAUGCUAAGCAGCAUAAUGAUGCUAAACUCAUGGUAGAGAUAAUGAAACUUCUGAAGACGAAUGAUUUACCAUUGCAACCUGGUACAGCUGACAUUGUUUUUAGCAUUUGUUACAACACAGAUAAUUGGGAAUUGCUGUCUAAGUAUGCAAAAAGGUUUGUCAUGGCCGGAGCGAAACUGCGGCAAACUUCUUUUGAUGUAUGGAUGGAAUUUGCUGCAAAAAUAGGAGAUGUUGAUUCUUUAUGGAAAAUUGAAAAGUUGAGGUCCGAAUCUAUAAAGCAGCACACUCUUUUGAGUGGGUUUUCAUGUGCCAAGGGUUUUCUACUUGAACAUAAGCCCGAGAAUGCUGCUGCAAUCAUUCAAGUUCUCAAUCAGACUCUAUCUGAUGCAAAGAAGCCUGGUAUCAUGGUUGAACUUCAAAAGCUGGUCAGUGAGUGGCCUUCGGAGGUCAUAAAGCGUCAAAAAGAGGAAGACAGGAAGGCACUGGCUGCUGCUUUACAAAAUGAUAUUCCUGCCAUGGUUAGUGCCCUACUAAACUUGGGCUUAGCGGUGAAUGUAAACAUGGAAGACCUAACCAAGAAAGAAGGCGUUCUCUGUUAAAUUUUAUUCAGCCAGGCAAGUUUAAGUUUUGACAACCAGAAGUUGGACUCAAUCUUUGCAUCACAAUACAGCAAAACAUAUGAGUUUUCUGUUAAUGCUUCCACAGAGAGCUCUCCGUCAAGCUGUCCUGUUUCUAUAUGAGGAACCACUUUCUUGAAGGUUUGAUAACAAACCCUCAACACAUGCUCUCAAGUAGUUCUCUUAUUUUGGAUGCUUUUUGUCUAUUCAUUUAGUUUAAUAUACAUUAACUAAUGAAAGCUGAAGCUAUUAGGAUGUAGUAUUCAUAAAGAGAGUUGCAAUUAGUGUAUUGAGAGAGUGUCCAUGUUUCUCGACAUGGAGUGUGUUCUGUGUUUCCUUUAUCUUUUUGGUACAUGUAGAGCGACCUGUGCCUUCCUAGGGAGCCAGUAGCAGUACAAUUUUCACAUCUUUGAAUGGUCGGAGACAUUGUUAUCACUGCUUUUUCUUGUACUCUUGUAUUGUCAAGUAUGCAGUUUAUUUGUUCUUCCAUUUGUUUGUUUGUUUUUUUAAUUAAGUUAUAAUAUUUUUUAUUGUAA
Messenger RNA from Camellia sinensis, 1942 nucleotides. The record is from RefSeq and is a predicted model, not a curated record. Lineage: Eukaryota; Viridiplantae; Streptophyta; Magnoliopsida; Ericales; Theaceae.